Messenger RNA from Cyanistes caeruleus (blue tit), 4197 nucleotides. The record is from RefSeq and is a predicted model, not a curated record. NCBI's taxonomy places the organism in Eukaryota, Metazoa, Chordata, Aves, Passeriformes, Paridae.
GGGAUGGAAGAGAGGGAGCGGCCGUCAUUCCCUGCCGGAGCCGGGCCGGCCGCGCCGCCAGCAGCGGGAGGGGCUCGGCUGCUCCCCGGCACCGCUCUCGUUCCUGCCCUGCCCCGGCCCCGCCGCCGAGGAGGCUGACGGCGCUCCGGGCUCAUCCUGCGGGCUCGCUUCGUGCUGCUCCGCCUGCCCCGGCCGGCUCCAUGGAGGCUCGCCUUGCCACUUUCUUCCGCCUUGCCUAAUCUGAAGGUAUGUACCACUCCUGGUGUGGUUUAUAAACCCAGCUUCUGAAAAGGAGGAUUCUGUGGCUCAGCAAGUGGCCCUAGCAGGGGGUGUAUCCCUGGAGUCACAUCCAAGGGGAGAAGACACUUGCAGGAGCAGCGAAGGGAUGCAAAGUUGUCUUCCAAGAUGACUCUUAUGCCUGGAGAAAAUUCCGACUAUGACUAUAGUGCCCUGAGCUGUACUUCAGAUGCUUCCUUCAACCACACUUUCUUUCCAGAAUCUGAAACCCUCAAGGGAGUGUUUUACCAAAGAGCCAGGCUAAUCCACCCUCAGGAGGAUCUCCUCAAAGGCUUCCACCCCGACGACCGCAAGCGUCACAUAAUUAUCAACGUGGGGGGCAUCAAGUACCUGCUCCCCUGGACCACGCUGGAUGAGUUCCCCCUGACACGUUUGGGACAGCUCAAGUUCUGCACUAAUUUUGACGACAUUCUGAACAUCUGUGACGAUUACGAUGUGACGUGCAAUGAAUUCUUCUUCGACCGCAACCCGGGGGCGUUCAGGACCAUCCUGACCUUCCUGCGGGUCGGCAAACUCCGGCUCUUGCGGGAGAUGUGUGCGCUGUCCUUCCAAGAGGAGCUGCUCUACUGGGGCAUUGAGGAAGACAACUUGGACUGGUGUUGUAAAAGGAGAUACCUGCAAAAAAUGGAGGAGCUCACAGAGAUUAAUGAACGGGAGGAUGACCUCCUAGAAAAUGAAACAACAGGUGAAACAGUAGAGGAGACAAAAAUUGGUUUGUGCAUGAGAAAGUUGCAAGACAUGGUGGAAAGGCCCCAGUCUGGCCUUCCUGGAAAGGUGUUUGCGUGUUUGUCUGUUUUGUUUGUAACUAUUACAGCAGUGAACUUAUCCAUCAGCACCAUGCCUGACCUGAGGGAGGAGGAGGAAAAGGGUGAGUGUUCCCAGAUGUGCUACAAUAUUUUCAUUGUGGAGUCUGUGUGUGUGGCAUGGUUCUCCCUGGAGUUCCUGCUCAGAUUCAUCCAGGCCAAGAGCAAGUUCUCCUUCCUGCGGAGGCCGCUGACGCUGAUAGACAUAAUCGCCAUCCUGCCCUACUACAUCACCCUGCUGGUGGACACGGGCUCCGAGGGCUCCAAGAAGCCCAGCUCGGGCAACAUCUACCUGGACAAGGUGGGGCUGGUGCUGCGGAUCCUGCGGGCGCUGCGCAUCCUGUACGUGAUGCGGCUGGCGCGGCACUCGCUGGGGCUGCAGACGCUGGGGCUGACGGCACGGCGCUGCACGCGCGAGUUCGGGCUGCUGCUGCUCUUCCUCUGCGUGGCCAUCGCGCUCUUCGCGCCCCUGCUCUACGUCAUCGAGAACGAGAUGGCCGACUCGCAGGAGUUCACCAGCAUCCCCGCCUGCUACUGGUGGGCCGUCAUCACCAUGACCACCGUGGGCUACGGGGACAUGGUGCCCAGGAGCAUCCCCGGGCAGGUGGUGGCCCUGAGCAGCAUCCUGAGCGGCAUCCUCCUCAUGGCCUUCCCGGUCACCUCCAUCUUCCACACCUUCUCCCGCUCCUACCUGGAGCUGAAGCAAGAGCAGGAGAGGAUCAUGUACAGGAGAGCGCAGUUCCUGCUGAAAGCCAAGUCUCAGAUGAGCAAUGAGUCACAAGGCAGCGAGGUUUUGUUCACCACUCUCUCUUCCGAGGCUAGGGACAAUGAAUGAAAUUUACAUUGCUGUUUCCCUUGCUGUCAUUGUAUCAGACUCCAUCUUUUAAUUCCCUCUGGAAGCACCUUACAAAGGUAAUCCUCACAUUAAAACGAAGAGAAGGAGCUCUAACCAGGACCUGGUGUGGUUUAACAAGUCUGUGAUUAUGCUGUUCCUUCCUCCCCCCAUGUAACGUAUAGGGCAGAACUUUCACCGAGAUCAUGCAGUGGGAUUUAAGGAUUUAAAACUUCUCUGGCAACAACAAAAAAAUACAGCAACAUAUAAUUAUGCACUUGACAGGCUGUUUUGCCAUUUGUAAUACACAUUUUUCCAACCGAAUCACAAUGUACAUAAUCAUUAAACAGGCUACCAUUUUUCUUGUUCUUGUAUAUAAAUAAUGUAAAUACAUCAGAAUUAAUGGCUGAAUUCUCUCCCAGUAACACGCCUUAGAGCGUAAUGGAAAUAACCACAGAUAUUUGUCCCAUUGUGCUUUUAAAAAGCGUCAAGUAAGAUUCGUCACUCGCCACAGAACCAGCUCUUUCCUUGCAAGUCAGCCCUACCCACAGCAGAACACAGAAGAAUUGAGCUGUUUAUAGCAUAACCUCGCUAAAGAUGUAAAUACUCAGAGCUCACCAGCUUCAAAAUUUAAUUGAUGUUACAGCAUUGAUCCGAUGCCAUCGAAUGCAACAUUCCGGGGAACAAAGCCUCGGAGUUUUGUAGCACUUAAUGUUAUUAUCAAGAGGUGACUAGCUGCAAAUCCAGUGAAAUAUGCAUGAGGAGAUGCCAGCCUUCCCCACCAUCUGUUCCCAGCUUCGCUCGCCCUCAGCUCUGAGAGGGAACUGGGAGAGGGCAUUUUCCAGGGACCCCCAGCACUGCUGGGCAAACUGGGGCCACCCCUUCCCACCGAGCUCCUGGCAGGAGCAGGAAAUGUGUGCCAGCCAGGGGAAAAGGAAAUCAGAUUGGAGUCAUGGAGGGGAGCGGUGACAGCUUUGUGCCUCAGUGUCCCCAUCAGGAGGGACUCGGGACAGGUUUACUUCACCUCUGCCAUCGUUACACCCCUGCUGGUCAUGGGGAGGGUUUAGAGAGGACAGGACAGAGCAGUGACAGCGUGAGGGACAAGCAGGUGUUGUCCACCUGGGCCCAGGCUCUGUGCUGGGGAGGGGAGCACAGGGACACUCGGGUUUCAUCACACAGGAGUGACCCUGACCUGCAGAGCAGCACAGGAGAAAAACUCCAGAACUCAGAAGAUAAUUAAAUCCACUUGUUUGAUUUCAUGUGUGCUUAGAGGUACAGAAAAGCUGAUUUAAAGAGUUUCUCUUAUUUUCUACCCAUUUUUAAUAAAAAUGGUUUACUAGCAGUAAAGAGCUUGGGGAAUGUAGAAGUCCCCACCACACUGACCAAUGCUUCUUUGUCUUGAUAUUCAGAAAUACUAUUUCUUAUUGGCAUGUCUGGAGCAGGUUGUGAGAAAUGUCAGAAUGCAUAAUGGUUUUAAAUGAAGGCCAAGGACACAGCAUUGUCCUUCAAAAAAAAAGUAAAAUCAGUUUCUCAGUCUGUGAUGUUUGGGCAAACCCACAGCAUGCUGAUUUUCUGUUCAAAUGUCUUUAAAAUACAAUUUGAAGCUGUUCUGAUACGCUUGUUCCUGAAGGAAAAUUCCAAAACUUUUUAAAAUGCACUUUACAAAUAAUUAGGGCUGUAACAUUCUCCAGCCUGUGAUAGGGAAAUGUGCCUAUGGAACAUUACUGCAGAGUGCUAAAAUAUCCAGUCUAAACUCUUGGCAAUUAAUUCUGUGCCAAAGCUGCAAAUGAACCAGCUUUUCACUCUUGUUCUUCAUCUUUAAUUAGAGUUGGACAAAAAACAGGAACAUCGUGACAAAAAAUUCUUCUCCCCAUUUUUUUUAAAUUUCAAAACUGUUUGAUCAUCUGGAGCAUUGGCUCCAGCACAAGUGCUAUGCAUCUUCUACCUUUGUGUCAGCGUUCGUUAUAAAAAGAACUGGUAAUUAGAUUAGUCCUGUGAGCAACAGUUGCUUAUCUAAGAAUGUGUUUGACAGGCUGAGCCAUAAAUAAGGAGCUGUACGUGAAUAUAAGGAGAAAUCAAGACUUACCAAAUAAAACCUAAGCUCAUUUCCAUGUUCUGCUAGCUAAUAAAUGCUGUAGGGCCAUCCAUUUUCUCACUGUCUUUACAUUAAUGCUCAUUUAUUUCGUGUAUCACCUAAUUUUUUUAUCCCACAACUAGAGCUUGAUUCUAAAGCCCUUGUCCAAUAAAAAUAAAAUAAAAAUAUCA